Schistosoma turkestanicum is the source of this 7417-nucleotide messenger RNA. The record is from the annotation of a GenBank genome assembly. Lineage: Eukaryota; Metazoa; Platyhelminthes; Trematoda; Strigeidida; Schistosomatidae.
AUGAGUUUUAAAUUUAAUCCGAUUGCUUUUAUUAGUCGUCGAAGUUCAAAAGCUAAGGCUAAGGCACGCAGUGAAUCAGCUGAUCAAACAUCUUUGAGCCAGAAUGAAAGUGAUAAUGAAUUUCAAAGUCCAGUAGUCAGAUCUCGUACAAGGCCUUCGAAGAAAAUUUCAUCUGGACAAGAUCCAAAGUCUUUUCCUUCAUCUUCUUCUAUUCGAGCCCAGGUACUUGCAAGUCUUAGAAGAACUCGAAGUCCUAAGAGAAAAGCACAUCAAAGUUCGGUCAGGGCAACAUCUGUCCCGCCAAGUACAAUCGAAAAUAAUGCCGCAACCCACGCAGACGGUACCAUUACUAAUGCUACUGCCAAUGAUAAAGUAGCAUAUAUACUUAGUUCAAAAUAUGACGAACGACAAACAGAAGAAUGUGGAUCUCCAGCACCUCUAGCUCAAGAUGAUUGUUUUGAGCUGACAGAUAUAUCGGAUAUAGAAAAUGAUCCUUCAAAUAAACUUCAAACAUUUCAGCCGUCAACAAACGACGAUAAUGAGUCUAAUACGCCGAUUGGAUUUCAGUCACAAUCUCUCGAAAAUAUCAAUAUCGAAUCGAACGAUAUAUCGCCCAGUAUUGAUGUCAAUCAUAAUGCUAACGAAAAUGAUGUUGAUGAAAAUGUUUUAUCAACUUAUACGUAUGACAGUACAAAUUUAGAAUAUGAAUCAGAAGGUGAGAAUUCAACAGAAAAUGAGAAUGCAAUUUAUGCAAAUAAUGACAUUUACGAUGAUGAUGAUGAUGAUGAUAAAAGUGUAGAGAAAUUAGCAGUUGAAUACGAAAUCGAUUAUCCUGUAAUUGUUCAUAUGGAUUAUGAUGACGUUUUGUCACUUGAUACUAAACCAACAAAACAAUCAUUAUCAUCUAGUGAUAGUAAAGAGGGAUACGAUACGGAAGAGCAUGAUGAUGAUGAUAGUACAAAAAGUAUUCAAAGUUCAAUGAGCCAAUCAUUCACAUCUCUAAAACAUUCGGAAGCAGAGGAAGAGGAGAAUGAAGAAAAUAUGCAAUGGGAUACUAAUAAUGUAUACCAAGAUGAAAUUGAUAAUCAGCAACAUGUUUACAGUUACACAGAAGACAAUUAUUAUGAAUAUGAUGAUAAAACUCAACAACCAAUAGUUAUGACUGUUGAUGAAGAACAAACAAACGAAGUACCUGAAACCAUCUAUGACACGGAAUCACGUGAACAGGAGAAUAUUGAUCAAUAUAAAUCAAGUAAUGAUGAUCCCAAUCAAGAUCCAUUUUGUCUUGUUGAAUCAACUACUCGCCAUUCAGAGUGGAGAAAUAUGGAUGAUCACAGUAAUGCUUAUUUAACAACACCUUCAAUUAUUAUCACAUGUGCUUCUACUGAGAGCUUGAAGAAAAUAAGUGAUGAAUACAGUUCAACGCCUCCAGUGAGACCACCACCACCACCACCACCAAUUCCUCCAUCGCCUUCUCAUCCUGUUAGUACACCUAAAGCUCCAUCAUCACUAAAAGAAUUACCACCAAGACCACAAAAUCCUCAGUCUAAAAUAACUUCUCAAGAUGAUAUUUCCAAAAAGAAACGUAAAAAGGAUAAACUUUUUGGUUUAGUCGAUCUUGGACCACUACCAUCCGAUCCAGAUCCAAAUUUUCCAUUUCGUAGACAUUUUGAAAAAAGUGUUUUACCGAAUCCUAAAAAAGCUAUACAACGUAUUUUACGUGGAGAAACUAAAGCUGAACGACGUCAAAGAAAAGAACAACAAGAAUUAAAUCGUCUACUUAAAGGUCCCAUUGAAAAAACUGAACCAAUAAUUAAACUUGAGUCGUCACCACAUUCUAAAGAUUGGCAGGAAUUUCAACAGCUUACAGCAAGAAUACAAAGUACUGUUGAAGAGUCAGCAAGUAAAAUAAAAGCUUUAUCUUCAGUAUACUAUACUGAUGAUAAGCAACCUACUGAACUAACAACUGAUGACAUUAAGCCUGAAUUAGACUUAAGUGAAAAUUGGGCAAAUUUUGAUCAGAUAAAAACUACUGAAGAAGAAAAUUGGGCGAAUUUCAACCAGCCGGUUGCAAUAUCGACUGAUUUUACUGAAUUCAGUUCUUUGAAUACUGAAAACAAUUGGGCUAAUUUUCAAGCAGAAGAUUUAGAUCUUGACAAAAGUAACCUUGAAAACUGGGCAGAUUUCAAUCAGACUCCGACCACUAUUGAUUUGAAAGAAUUAGACCAACCAGAUAAUUGGGCUGCUUUUGAUCAAUCACAAAUUUCUAGGCCAGUUGUCGAUUCUAAACCAACUGAAGUUAUCAGUGAAAAUUGGGCAGAUUUUGAUACAUUACAAGCAGAUAAUCAAUAUCCUCUAGACACAGCAGUAGGUGAUGAAAACUGGGCAAAUUUCGACCUAACCGAGACAAACAAUAGUUCAUUGUUUGCUAAUACAGGAGAUAUAUUCGACGAAAACACUAUUUGUACAGAGCCAAGAAACACUGAUAAUUUGUUUUAUAACUUUGAGCACAUAAAUACUUUCACAGAAAAUCAAAUUGAACAGCAUUGUCGAGAAAAAGUAAGUGAAGAAGAAGCUCAUAGAGUAGAUCAAAUAACAAAAGAGAACAAUCUUUCCGAUUUAUAUUACGUAACAUAUACUGAAAAUUUACGGGAUUUUGAUCAAUUAGAAACUGAUCAAAAGUUACUUGAUUCAACUAACUCCAACAAGUCUCAACAUCCACAGAACCUUUCUCAUUUAGAAACCUCUGAGAUUUCCUUCGAAUUAGGGGUAACAGAACCGACACUUGAAGGUGAAACUAAAAAUAAUAAAACUCAUAGAGAUACUGACGAAGUUUUUAUCAGAAAACAGUCUAUCGACACAGGUGGCAGUCAUUAUACAGUAACUGAAGAUAAUUUAUUGGACUCUAACCAAACAGAAUAUUCUGAACAAGAAACUGGAUUUGAUCAUAUAAGGCAAACUAAGACUGACGAACAUUUUGACGAACCUGGUUAUCCAGCAACUGAGUUUAGCAGUAAUUUAUAUCAAACAGAAUCUGGCGAUAAUUUUUUUAUUGUAGAUCGUUCAGGAACUACUGAAAAUCUAUUUGGUUGUGAUUAUCUUUUCCCUGUUGAUAAGCUCUUUUGUCAAAAGGCUGUUGAUAUUACUCAAAAAGAAGCAACUGUUAGGAAUAGGUUAUCUAGUUCUGAAAAUAAAUUUAAUUGCAAUAACUCACAAGUUUUGAUAGAACCAAAUUCAUCAGAAAGUGAUAACCAAGAAAUAAUUCAAGAGAUACUUCAUACUACUGGUAAAGAUUUCAGUAAAUCAAACGUUCUACGGCUAAAUUUUAAAAAUAUGGAAGCAGAUAAGUUACACAGAUUUAAUGAACAAAGCGAUACCGAAGCUGUUCAGUCCAACCUGAUUAUGGAGAGUUCUGAUGAAAAUAAUCACAACGAUUACGAUAUAGAACAUGGAAAUUAUGAUCAAAAUGAUGAUUUUGAUCCGAAAAUUACAGCUGAUUCAAGUUCAGAUACAUCUUCAGAUGAAGAUCACGAAAAACAUGCUGUUAAUGAUGAAGACGAAGUAGAAGAAGCAGAAAUGGAAUCAAAAGUUUAUAGUAAUGUAAUCGGUGAAUAUGAAUUAGAAUAUCAUCAGAAUGAUGAAAAUACUGAUUCUACUGAUGAAGAGGGAAUGAUGUAUACAACAAAUACCAAAAAUAUUGAAGAGAAUAAAGAAGUCAGUCCAUUUUUUAAUGAUGCUUUUGAAGAUAUAUUGACAACUACAACAACAGAAACUAAAAGUAAAUCGAAUCUGGUUGAAAGAAAAAUAAGUAUGGAUGAUUUAAAAACUAUGAUUAGACCACGUGUUAAACCAGUUAGACAAGAAACUUUAUCAGGUAAUAAUCCGUUUCGUAAACGUUCAGAACUUGAUGAACUUGAUAUGAUGAACAUUAAUCCGCAUACCAUUGAUACUGAUGACAAUGCAACCGAUGAGUUAACACGUAUAGCAACUGGAAUUAAAUUAAUUAGUCCACAGAAUAAAAUAAAUCUUCACAGUAAGAUAAAAGAUAGUUUUGAUAGUAAUAACAGUGAAUCUUUCAAUGAAGAAGUUGAUGAAUCAAAAGAUGAACUAAAAAAUUCUGAAACAAUCGAGACAAUUCAAAAUAUCAAUGUGAAUUCAGAUGGAUUUGAUCCAUUGCAAACUAUUUAUCCAGAUAGUGAAAAUGAAAAUUCAUCUCCUACGAAUGAAUUAAAAACACUACACAUUACAAUAAAUGAAGACCAACAAAAUACUUCUACUAUGGAAGCGAAAUCAGCUGUUCUAUCAACAGAUAGAAAUAAUCAAUUGCCAGUCGUCAUACAACCUCCGCCACAACAAUCUAAACCAAUAAACAUCCUCGAUUUAGAAACUGAACCCAUUCAUAAUGAAGAUGAUAAAAUAAUAUCGAAAGAAGAUGAUCAUAUUACUGAUGAGACAAAUGCUAAUACUUCUCCUACUACACCUCCUGGAUGGGUGAAUUUCUCUGAUGAUGAGGUUGAGAAUAAUGGUAAUGAAAGCAAUUUUUCAUCAAAUGCUAUCGCUUUUAAACUUGAUAAAGAUGAUAUUGAUAAAGCAUUUGAAAUUCAUUGGCCACCAGAGGAUGAAAAUGACAGAAGUAAACCAGAACCAGCUUUCCCGGAACCACCUAGACCUGAAACACCAGAUCCUGAAUUAGACAUACCAUUUCAUCCAUUUGUUGAUACAGAAGAUACUUGGCGUUUGUGGUUAAGGUAUCCAGAGAAGAAAACACGUGUAAAACAAAUUAGCAAGUAUACAACAGAUAGAUACUGGCGUGAAGUAGCUGUCAGACUAAUUGAAGAACAUGGUCGUAAGGUAAUAGCUCUUCAUGAAAUUAAUGAGAAUACAGAUGAAAUUUCACCAGAACCAUAUAGAACCGUUCGUAUUGAACCGUAUAUGCAGUUAUCUAGAGAAAAAUUACAACAAUAUGAUAAGUAUGGUAAACUUCAUGUUUUUAAAUUAAAUCAUGUUUCUUACAAAGAAUUAGUUGGAAUGAGACCCGAGAAAUUUUCAAUUAAAAAUUUACAAAAUUUAGUUACCCAUAAGCCAAAACAAAAUAUCACAUUAGAUCAUAUACCAAUUUAUACAGAGAUAUUAAAAUUUGGUUCAUUAGAUCAGUCAAGAAUUCGUAGAUUGAUGCCGGUGUUUGAAGAUGCUCUAAUGAAAAUACCAUCACAUAAAGACACAUCAUUAAAUUAUAGUCGUGAAGAGGUUUGUUGUUAUGUUGUUGAUGAAUAUGAAGGAAAAUUAAAUAUGCAUGGGACAAUUUUAGAACAAAAAGCACGAACUAGAAUAUUCUGCACUGCAUUUGUUAAUGGCGGUCCGCACAUCGUACUUGGAUUAAAUGAUAAAUGGCGUUUUGGCCGAGAAAUUGUCCGACGUUCUGAUAUAUUGCCAGUUAUGCAUGAUGAAUGGAUAAGUAUACGAAAACCAGAAUUUCACUCAUGCGUACAAAUGGAUGAAUAUGAGAAAGAUCAUAUGUUACAAUUCUAUCCAUUAGACGGUUGCCGAUUUGAACUAUUAAGAUUUCGUGUUAGCUUGCGUGGCAACAGAGAAUUACCAAUGCAAGUCAAAGUCACAUAUACAAUCGAUGGACGCCGGGUAUCAAUGAGAUGUGACUUACUGGUACCAGGUUAUUUUAGUGCAAGUAAACGAUCUGGUGCUGUACCAUGUGAAAACGUUGAGAUCCAUAUACCUUUUCCAGAAGAAUGGAUAUAUCAUUUUCGAGUUGAAAAGCAUCAUAAAUAUGGAUCUGUACACUCUACAUUACGUAAACCAGGUAAAAUUAAAGGCCUAGAAAGGAUUACACAAAUGGCUCAAAGUUUACUACCACCAAGUAUGUUGGAAGCAAGUAUUGGCGUUGCAAAAUAUGAACAUUUAUACAAAGCUAUUGUAUGGCGUAUACCAAGAGUACCAGAAAAAUCGGAAGCAUCAUUUCGUCCACAUCUAUUAACCUGCAAUUUAGUAUUAGCUGCACAUGAUACAGUACCUGAAUGGGAAACUUUAGUUCCCCACUGUCAGAUUGAAUAUAGUAUGCCAUCAAGUACAGUAUCUGGUGCAACUGUACGUUCAAUUAGUGUUGAGCAUACAGGUAAUGCGGAGAAAUUUGUUAAAUAUCUCACCAAAUAUAAAUAUACAAUGGAUAUUGAUUAUCAAUUAGGUAGUCGUAAAGAGCCAGUUCUGAAAUCCCUUCUAGAUGAAGAUACAUCUAAUUUCUAUGAAAAUUCAAAUGAACAAACACAAUCAAAUAGAACACAUGAACAAACUACUUUAAAUGAUAGCAAUAGUGAUAAUGAUAACAAUAGUUACACAUUGAAUUCGAAUGAACAUAAUCGUGUAAACAAUAUGACAACAGUUAUUUCCAAUGAAACAGAAACAGAUCAGACAGGCCCUACAGAAUUUGGUGAUCUUUUAGGUUUGGGAGCCGAAUUCGACAUAAUGCCUGAUUCUCAAGUAGCACAAUCGAAGUACAGUAAUACAGAUGAUAUUUUUUGAAAAGACAACUAUAAUUCCAUACAGCAGAUUCUUCUAUAUAAUAAAACUGAAGAUAUUUCAUUCAUUUUUAUCAUAAACGAUUAUAUUUCAGCUGAAAAAAAAAACUUUUUUUCUUCUCACUUAACUACAAUGUAACAUGGUAAAUUCACUAUGCAUACUUACUGUCAUAUUACAUGUGAAAAAUACUACCUUGAAUUUUGUACUCUUAUUCUUUAAAUAAAUUUGUACACUACUUACAAUUAAGUAAUUUCAUGAGAUAACUGCUUAUUAACUAAUUGUACUAUUAGAUAAAAACAACCUGUCAAUAAAUAUUAUGUACUUAAACUACAAACAAAGUGGAGAUUCAAUUUUUGUCUUUGUUUUAAUGAAUCUUUUUAGUAAAUACUUUUUUUUGUGUUAAUGAUUCAUGUUCAAUUUAAUUUGAACAUGACUUCUUGAUAAACUUUCUACAUAAAAUAAAAAGCCAUCAACAUUAUAUUUAAUUUAUUAUCAGUGUAUUUGGGGUUAUUCUACUAAGAAAUAAUCACAAAAACAAAAUUACAAAAACCAUUCUAUUGAUAUUAUUAAUAUGCUAAUAUAAUAAAUGCGUCCCAGGCAAAGCCCUUCUGUGAUAGCCUGUACGAUUCCCAAUAUGAACAACUGAGUGUCAACUGAUUUUUUUUUCUUCUCUGUAUUCUCUAUUCUUUUCUAUGUCUGCACAAAAUAACCACCCAGUCAGAAAUUCAGUUCUUGCACAUUAGUAGAGCAUAUUUGUACAAUCCACUUAACCAACACGUAAGAAUACGUGCAAAAAAGAAAAAAACACACACAUAUUAUUACGCAUCAGUAAUAAGUUGUCUUAUUUAUUUUUAAGUUAUUCAUAUUAUCUUUUAAAAAACAAUGUCCA